Messenger RNA from Ylistrum balloti, 1890 nucleotides. Its product is annotated as glutathione hydrolase 1 proenzyme-like. Gene Ontology annotation, molecular function: glutathione gamma-glutamate hydrolase. Gene Ontology annotation, cellular component: plasma membrane. The transcript has 11 exons. Gene Ontology annotation, biological process: glutathione catabolic process. Bases 1 to 1890 code for a protein of 629 amino acids. NCBI's taxonomy places the organism in Eukaryota, Metazoa, Mollusca, Bivalvia, Pectinida, Pectinidae. The record is from RefSeq and is a predicted model, not a curated record.
AUGGCGAAAACACGAUCAGCUGGGAUGUCGGCCGAACCAGAACAGCGAGAACCGCUUUUACUAGACAGUGACUCGGAAUUUGUUAGCUAUUAUGACGAACAGGAUAUUAAGAGAAGAGUGACAAAGAAGGACAAAAAGUCUAGAACACAGUUUUGCUUGUUUGUGAUCUUCGCUCUGCUGGUGAUCAUUCUCUUGGCGGUGGGUCUGUUUUUCUUGACGAAUGGCAUAUCAUCUGGAACACCAAGUCCGAGACCAUCCCCCUCCAGCCUUGGCAAAUUUAAACAUGCUGCCCUGGCAACAGAUAGCCCUAUUUGUUCUGAAAUUGGCAGGAAAAUUCUUGAGGAUAAGGGUGGAAGUUCUGUAGAUGCUACCAUUGCUGUACAGAUCUGUUACUCUGUCAUCCAGCCACAAAGUAGUGGAAUUGGUGGAGGGUUCUUCAUGGUGGUGUACAACAGAACAAGCCAGGAAUCAAUGACAAUUGAUGCCAGAGAAGUUGCACCACUCGCUGCCACAGAGAAUAUGUAUGUGAACAAACCUGGGGAGUCGGAAGUGGGAGGAAAGUCUAUCGCCGUUCCCUCUGAAAUCCGUGGAUACAAGACAGCCCACGAUAAAUUUGGUCGUCUAUCAUGGUCUGAGCUAUUUGCUCCUUCUAUCAAGCUUUGUGAGGAUGGAUUCCCUGUAUCUCAACAUCUGGUAGACAUGUGGAUUAAGGAACGAAACAAACUCUCAAAAGAUCCAGAUGCCAUUAAAACUUACACAGACCCAGCUACUGGAGAUUUUUACAAAACUGGGGAAAUGAUGAAACUUCCAGCAUUAGGAAAGACACUUCGAACCAUAGCAACAGAGGGAGCCGAGAGUUUUUAUACUGGUAACCUGUCCAGAGACAUACUACUUGACCUCAAAGAUAAAGACUCACUAAUCACAGCGCAGGACUUGAAGAGCUACCAGGCACUUAUGAGUAAAAGUUUAAAGUCGACUAUGAGAGAUGGUAGCACAUUGUACUCUUCUGGGGCACCAUCUGGAGGUCCAGUUCUCAUCUACAUCAUGAAUAUAUUAGAUGGUUAUGAAAUUGCUUCAGGACAGAAAUGGAAAAAAGAAGAUAAACUUCUUGCUUAUCAUCGCAUUACGGAGGCUUUCAAAUUUGCAUACGCCAAGCGUACAGACAUGGGAGAUCCGAAGUUUGUCCGUCAUGUUGAAGGUCUGGUUGCUAAUUUGACUGCUAUGGGCUAUGCUGAUGUCACACGCAAGAUGAUCUGGGACAACACCACCCAUGGUUGGCAGUAUUAUGGCCCUACAUACUAUGACCGUUAUAGGACAAGUACAGCACAUGUUUCCAUUGUUGGCAAUGAUAACUUGGCAGUGUCUGUCACUUCUACUGUCAAUUUAAGGUUUGGAUCUGGUGUGUUGGGAUCAAGAACUGGGAUCUUGUUUAAUGAUGAAAUGGAUGAUUUUUCCACACCAAAUCAAACUAAUUAUUUUGGCGUUGCACCCUCACCAAGUAAUUUUAUCAAGCCUGGGAAAAGGCCUGUAUCAUCAAUGAGUCCAGCUAUUCUCGUCACUAAGGACAACAAGAUAAAAAUGGUUUUAGGGGCUGCUGGUGGAACACGGAUUACUACUGCUACUGCCUAUGUGAUGACGAACUUUCUUUGGUUUGGUGAUGAUGUGAAACAGGCAGUAGACUCUCCUCGAAUACAUCACCAGUUGUUACCUCAAGAAAUUUCCUAUGAGUCAAAUUUUCCAGAGUAUUACAUUAAUGGCCUGGCAGAGCUGGGACACAAUUUAACAUUGUCAAGCUCAAUAGCUGUAGUGAAUGCAAUCACGAGUGACGGCGACUGGUAUUACGCCAAUAGUGACUUCAGACGACCUGGCAGCAGUCCCGAUGGAUUUUGA